Messenger RNA from Prunus armeniaca (apricot), 753 nucleotides. The record is from the annotation of a GenBank genome assembly. Lineage: Eukaryota; Viridiplantae; Streptophyta; Magnoliopsida; Rosales; Rosaceae.
AUGGAUACCCCCAACUCACAACCACCACCACCACCUCAAUACAUCCCAUUACUCUCCGACCAGAAAUACGCCGUUUCACCAGCAUCACUUCCUCACUCCCACCUCCCACGACGACGUCGUACAAUCUGCCUCGCCCUCACUCUCCUAUUAGUCCUAGCAGCCGCCAGCUGCUCCGCGUUCCUCUUCUGGCCGUCCGAUCCCUCCCUCAAGAUCGUACGGCUGCGGCUUAACAGAGUCCAAGUCCACACGCGGCCGCACGUGGCCAUCGACGUGUCCAUGUUAGUGACGAUCAAGGUCCGAAACGGCGACGUUUACAGAAUGGACUACGAGGCGCUGGAGGUGGCGGUUGGGUACAGAGGGAGGAGUCUGGGGCACGUGACGUUCCAGCGGGGUCACGUGCGGGCGUUUGGUUCGUCCUACAUGGAAGCGGAGGUGGAAUUCAACGGGGUCGGGGUGUUCUCUGACGUGGUGCUCCUGCUCGAGGACUUGGCUAAAGGAAAGGUACCGUUUGAUACUGUUACGGAGGUCCACGGGCGGCUGGGCUUCCUGUUCUUUGAGUUCCCUUUGCAGGCAAGAGUGUCGUGUGAAGUCAUGGUGAACACAGUGAAUCAGACAAUUUUGCGACAUAAUUGUUACGAGGUCAAACAAAUUGGGGUAGUUUUAUUAUGUGAUCUCCUGAAGUGUGAUGAAGUUGGGCGCAGCAAGCUAGAAGCUUCAAUGGGUCAUGGGCUUGGUGUUUGCUCCAUGCAAUGA